CCCCGCUCCGCCCCGCUCAGCAACCGCCUCCCACUCCCCGUCCCCUGCCUGCGCGGAAGGAGGCGCUGCUGGGCGGCUGUCUGCAGGCGCCGCACCCGCUCUGCCAUCCCCAGCCCGGGACCUGCGAGUGAAGCCGGAGCCCGGAGCCGCUCUGGCGCGGGCCCUUGCUGGUCGCUUUUUUCCUGAAGUGGGGCCCUGGCGGAGUUCCUCCUCCGCCUCUCCCUGCAAACGCCAUGCGGAGCGCCAUGGGCUUCCCUGCGCUGUGCCUGCUCCUAGGUCUUCAGGCUGCAGGGUGCUUUUCAGGAAACAAUGAUCACAUUUUGGCAAUUCAUCAUAAGAGGAGUGGGAAGCCAGCAUUUCUUUAUCACCAUUCACAAGACAUGGAGAAGAGCCUGGAUAUAGCUCCACAGAAGAUAUAUAAACAUUCUUCUUCUGAAACUCAAAUAAACAAAAACCACCAAAUUGUUAAGUCAGCAUUUCUUAGGCCUGCGUAUGAUCCAUCUCUCAAUCUGUUGGCCGUGGCUGGUCAAGACCUUGAAGUUGAAAACCUUCCAAUCCCUGCAGCAAAUGUAAUUGUGGUGGUAAGUACUGCACUUAACUGAUGUUUAUGCUGGUGCUUUUCUCUGUGGUUGAUGCUGAAAAAAAAAAGAAGAAAACUAAUGAUGAAUAGUUAUCUUUGGAUU
Molecule: messenger RNA, 683 nt
Organism: Myotis daubentonii (Daubenton's bat)
Lineage: Eukaryota; Metazoa; Chordata; Mammalia; Chiroptera; Vespertilionidae
Product: receptor-type tyrosine-protein phosphatase R-like
Exons: 2
Coding region: 234-602 (122 amino acids)
Source: RefSeq, a predicted model, not a curated record